AUGGGUGGUGGUCCAAGAGUUGCAUACCCCAAGCACGUCUGGUCUCCGACCGGUGGUUGGUACGCUCAGCCGUCCAACUGGAAAGCCAACACUGCCGUCUUCUCCCUCGUCGUCUUCGGAAUCACUGGUCUGGCAUGGAAACUUAGCGCCGACCGUGAGUACAGGCAUAAGAUGCCGGAGCCCGGCCGAUUUUUCCCCAGCAGAUACUGGAGCAAGCAGAUUGUCGAGCACGAACAAGCACAGGCCGGAAAGAAGAGCGAUUCAUGA
Molecule: messenger RNA, 267 nt
Organism: Pestalotiopsis fici W106-1
Lineage: Eukaryota; Fungi; Ascomycota; Sordariomycetes; Amphisphaeriales; Sporocadaceae
Exons: 4
Coding region: 1-267 (88 amino acids)
Source: RefSeq, a predicted model, not a curated record